Molecule: messenger RNA, 318 nt
Organism: Didymodactylos carnosus
Lineage: Eukaryota; Metazoa; Rotifera; Eurotatoria; Philodinida; Philodinidae
Source: the annotation of a GenBank genome assembly
AUGGACAACGCAGAUAAAGAAGGCUUCAAGCACCGCACCGGACUCUGGGAACGACAUGGUUCACCUGAAGGUGAUGAAACUACUUUUGGCUAUGGUCAUAAACUUCAGUUAGGAGAAACUUAUUUUGCAAAGACUCCUCAAACAACAGCUCAGAUUGAACAACCAUUAAAAAAAGAUCCUGUUGAACAUGCUAAAAAAGCAAAAAAAAUCUAUGAUAAUCAUAUUUGUGCGAUGUAUGACGCCAAUGAAUUGGGUUUUAUAAGCAAAUAUGCAAAUGAACGUAUGAAACAUAUGCACGGUACGGCAUUGACGAGCUGA